AAAAUUGAUAAAUUUCAAAUGCUUUCAGCGUUAUUGUCCUGACAACGGAGUGUGAGAAAACAUUUGAAUACUAGCAUUGCCAACACGAUAAAUGAACACACAUGAUCAGCCGGAAGCAGUCGCUGCUGACAGGUGGCGACACACCACUGCGGCUGCAGAGACGGAGCAGAGGUUCGCACCGGCCACGUGGCACGGCGAAGCUGCAGACCGACCGCAUUACCGGAGGCUGCCGCGGCGAGUCGGAGAGAGACUGCCGGUCCGAUACAUGCCGCUGUGCCGGAGCUCACCUUCGACACUAGUAGGACAGCUCUGAGAAUGGUUGCAGGAGAUGGUCAGGGGAAGAAUAUUGAUGAUCUCCCAGAUGAAAUAAUACUAGAUGCAUUUUCAUUCUUCAGUUUUAAUGAGCUUAUAGACAUCUUGCAAAAUGUGUGUGUGCGAUGGAAGAGAUUGGCACACGACCCGGUGCUCUGGCGUGGCAAAGAGUAUAUCAUCAGAGGAAGGCUACAGUGUGGAACCCUGUGAGACAUCUUCCAAAAGUCGAGGAACGUCAACCUGGGCACCAGUAUUUGCUGCCUUCAAGAUCUUGUGGAUUAAUUCACUGGCACAGAAUGGGAGGAGCUGCUGCGGUGUCACCUGCUCCGAGUGCGCCCACUGCAGGUGUGAGAAGACGGACAGAGAGGUCUUACGGACAGCCGGUAUGAUGCCACAACUCCGGACACUUACGAUGAUGCGCGGUACCAGAGCUCGCAUCUUACGUAAGAUCUGCAGGAACUGUCUGAAUCUCACAACUUUGCAGCUUCACGGCUGUCAGAAGAUGAACUACUCGCUCCUGAAGUACAUAUUUGAGAAGUGUCCGAAGAUUGAGAAGCUGAUAAUCGCCAACAACUUACUGGCCGACCGACAGUACGCGGAGUUGGUGUCGCGCCUGGAACACUUGCAGAGCCAGGAAGUGUUCGAGAAUCGGAGAGGUGCGGGGCCCGUGGUGCUGCGCUUCCUGGCAGACACCCGCUCGAAGUUGCGGGAGAUAAACCUCAGCUGUGACUACCACCCACUGGAGGACGUCGAGUACUUCGUGAAGGCCAAGAGGGACACACUCACUUCUGCCACCAUGCGCUGGACCAUGGCAGGGAAGAGAUGUGUGGUUCCCGUGCUGAAAGAGGCCGCCAGCUCUCUCGAGAAACUGCAGCUGCGCCUCUUUGACGUGGCACCCGAGGAGGAGGCCGCGACGUUUGCAGAUCUCGGAGAGCUGCACAACCUGCGUGAACUGCACUGCAACCAGCUCUGCCCGCACCGGCCUCGCCUCAUCUCUCUCGCCUUCCAGCCCGGCUGCCUACCACUGCUGCAGAAGUUGGACCUGCCGCACGCCACCGACCUCCCGGGUGACGCGGUGGUCACCAUUUCUCGGGGGUGCCCGUCACUGCGCCACCUGAGCCUGACUUUUGCGACGAGUCUCACAGACGGAGCACUUGCCGAGAUCCACCGUCUUAAACACUUACAGAUACUGGAUCUUUCCGGAUGCAGUGGGCUGGGCGGAUCUUCCGUGGCGCACGUGGCGCAGCUGCCGGCCCUCCGCACGCUGCUCCUCCAGUACAUUGACGACCUGACAGAUCUGCAGCCGAGCCUACGGCACGUCCUGGACUUGAAGCAACUGCGCUGCCUCGAUAUCCUGUACAGCGGCCACAUCAGAGCUGUGCCAUUUGAAGAAUUUUCUGUCAGGCUCGUGAACCUCAGAGAACUACAUGUGACGUAUGAGGAAGAGGAUGAGGUUUUCUACAAAAAUGUUUUUGCUGAGAUGCAGAGUCAAAUGCCUCGGCUCAGGAUAAUUAAUACUUUCCGAUGGACAGAGAAUGACUUCCUAACAGAUUACGAAACGGAUGAUGAUGAUGAUGACACCGACAUAGGGUACUGAGAAAUAAUUUUGGUUUUCAGACUGCAGAAUGUAACAUUGGAGCCCCUGGAUGAGUGAACUGUUUGAAAAGCAAGUAAAAGACAAAAUAUGGAUUUAUGAAAUUAUUGUAUAAGAGCCAAGAAAGUGU
Messenger RNA from Schistocerca americana (American grasshopper), 2036 nucleotides. RefSeq names its product F-box/LRR-repeat protein fbxl-1-like. Gene Ontology annotation, molecular function: protein binding. The transcript is spliced from 9 exons. The coding region runs from base 425 to 1909 and encodes 494 amino acids. The record is from RefSeq and is a predicted model, not a curated record. Lineage: Eukaryota; Metazoa; Arthropoda; Insecta; Orthoptera; Acrididae. Gene Ontology annotation, biological process: SCF-dependent proteasomal ubiquitin-dependent protein catabolic process. Gene Ontology annotation, cellular component: SCF ubiquitin ligase complex.